AUGCUAGAUUCAGCUGAUUGUGAUUUGCCGUGGUUUAAGGACCUCAAUCCCAUCUGGUGUACUAAUCCAGCAUUUGCAGCAAAAACCCAUUCCUCAAAGCCUGGUGUUGAUCAUGCCGGUGAAUUGUAUGCACUCAUGCACUCGACUGGUGGGACUGGUCCCUCCACAAAAUCCAGGAAUCCAGCCAAUGCUCAGCACAGUUCCAGCAUUCAUGUGCUCCCUCCCAGCACUCAUGCUGCCACAAUGAGCGCUGCUUCUACCAGUGCUUAUGCGCCCCUGCCCAGCACUCACACCACCACCAGCACCACUUCUAUCAGCACUCAUGUGCCUCUGCCCAGCAUUCAGGCUGCCACAACAAGCGCUGCUUCUACCAGCGCUCAGUCCUCCCUCCCUGAUGGCCCUUUCUUGCCUGAUCCUGCCCAUUCCAGCGGCCCUCAGCCCUCCUCUCAUCGCAUCCCUCCUUAUGGCCCUUUUUUGCCUGAAGCCUCUCACUUGUGGCUUGCUUCACUUGGUUAUUCUAACAAAGCCCAGAUUGAUCCUCAUCUUCUCAACUUCCAACCUCCCUCCCCUGGUGAUCCUGACACCAACCGUCAUGCCAUGCCCCUCCCUGAUGAUGAUUUCAACAUAUACAACGACAACAGCAUGUACGAUAGCUUCGCCAAUGAAGAGGAUUAUAGUGUUAUUAGCCUUGACAGCCCUCCUAAAGUUGUUGGGAAAAAGUGUCACCUUGGCGCAACACCCUCUCCUCCUCCUAAUGCUCCCUUUCCUGUGUUUGAAGUCACGCAGAAGUCGCGCACUCCCAUCUAUGAUAGUUGCGCAGCAUUUCGAUCUUGUGAGCCCACUAGCCAUGGCCAUCCCCGCAAGCCAGCAUCUAUUGCAUCGUCGGGGAUGACGUGCAGCAUCUCAACCCCUACAACAAUAACUUGUGAUGGCUUAUCUGAUUUAAUCUCUCCAACCCCCAAGACCUCACUCUCUGCGAACCUGAAAGGUACCAGCAUGAAGUAUAAGAGAGUGAAGUCCAGCAUCCAGGAGCAGGUGAACAAAGUCAGCAUGGAACUUGAGAGCAUGCAGUCUGACACUGCCUCAUGUCGUGAUUCAAGGAAUGAGCACUUGAAGGUGAAGCUCAAUGCGAAGCUCAAGUAUCAUCAUGAGGAGAAGAAGUACCAAUGGCUUUGUGAAUCAUGUUCGCAUGAUGCAAUGCAAGCCACUGCCACCCAUCAGCGAGAACAGGAGGCCAGGGAUGCUGAGAUUUGCCUUUGUGAGGGUGAUGAGCGAGUGCAAAGCACAGUAGUGCUAUUAUCAGACUCAGAGGAAUCAUCACUGGAAAGAUCUGAAAAGCUGAGAAGGGAGGGGGAUAGAGGUGAUAUAGGUGUGUUAGAAUAA
This is a messenger RNA of Suillus paluster, 1383 nucleotides long. RefSeq lists its product as uncharacterized. The transcript is spliced from 3 exons. NCBI's taxonomy places the organism in Eukaryota, Fungi, Basidiomycota, Agaricomycetes, Boletales, Suillaceae. The record is from RefSeq and is a predicted model, not a curated record. The coding region runs from base 1 to 1383 and encodes 460 amino acids.